GUGUCCUCUCUGCUCGUCCUGAACUCCACCCCCUUCAUUCACUACCCAAACCCGAGCUUUGACCCGCUCGGGACCUCUGGGAUCCUGGAGGUGAAACCGGGCUCCCCCAUCAUCCUGAAGGGUAGAAACCUGAUCCCCUCGGCCCCCGGAAACACCCGUUUGAACUACACCGUCCUAAUCGGAGAGACUCCCUGCCUGCUCACCGUGUCAGAGAGCCAGCUGCUCUGUGAUUCGCCGGAUCUGACCGGAGAACAGCGAGUCGUGAUCCAGGUGGGUGGUCUGGAGUACUACCCGGGUACGCUCCACAUCUACUCGGACAGCGCACUGACGCUGCCCGCCAUCAUCGGGCUCGGGGCGGGCGGAGGCGUGCUGCUCGUCGCCAUCAUCGCCGUGCUCAUCGCCUACAAGAGGAAGACUCGGGACGCCGACCGCACGCUGAAGCGUCUGCAGCUGCAGAUGGACAAUCUGGAGAGCCGGGUUGCGCUGGAGUGCAAGGAGG
Messenger RNA from Nematolebias whitei (Rio pearlfish), 499 nucleotides. Its product is annotated as plexin A3-like. The record is from RefSeq and is a predicted model, not a curated record. Gene Ontology annotation, molecular function: semaphorin receptor activity. Gene Ontology annotation, cellular component: semaphorin receptor complex. Gene Ontology annotation, biological process: negative regulation of cell adhesion; semaphorin-plexin signaling pathway involved in axon guidance; regulation of cell migration. The annotation marks the transcript as partial. NCBI's taxonomy places the organism in Eukaryota, Metazoa, Chordata, Actinopteri, Cyprinodontiformes, Rivulidae. The transcript is spliced from 3 exons.